Molecule: messenger RNA, 958 nt
Organism: Sphaeramia orbicularis (orbiculate cardinalfish)
Lineage: Eukaryota; Metazoa; Chordata; Actinopteri; Kurtiformes; Apogonidae
Product: synaptosomal-associated protein 25
Exons: 8
Coding region: 243-881 (212 amino acids)
Biological process (GO): exocytosis; synaptic vesicle priming; synaptic vesicle fusion to presynaptic active zone membrane
Cellular component (GO): plasma membrane; SNARE complex
Molecular function (GO): syntaxin-1 binding; SNAP receptor activity; voltage-gated potassium channel activity
Source: RefSeq, a predicted model, not a curated record
CAGAGGGGCAGAAACAACAGGUUCCACCGAAGAGAACGGAUGAAAGGAGGAGAGGAAGAACAGAGAAGAACGGGAAAUAAACGGUUUAUGUCUGGAAACACAACGGAUUCACCAAAAAAGACACCGAGUUACCAGAAAAAGACACUGAUUUCCGGCAGUUUCGGACAGGUGUUGUGCAAAGAACCCUCUGAAGCUGCAGCCUGAUCCGAUCACUGGGGACUGAACACACCCAAACCGUUGCCAUGGCAUCAGGAGCUCCAGUGUUAACGGAGCAGGAGGAGCUACACAGGAGAGCCAAUCAGGUGACAGAUGAGUCUCUGGAGAGUACCCGCAGGAUGAUGCAGUUGGUUGAGGAGAGUAAAGAUGCUGGGAUCCGAGCCUUGGUGAUGUUGGAUGAACAAGGAGAGCAGUUGGAGCGUAUUGAAGAAGGCAUGGACUCCAUCAACAGAGACAUGAGAGAGGCAGAGAAGAACCUGACAGACAUGGCCCAGUGCUGUGGCCUGUGUAUGUGGCCAAUCAGGAAACUGAAAGCGUUUGAGGAAAGUGGGGCGUACAAGGCGGUUUGGGGCGGAGCCUCAAGUCAGGACGGUGUCGUCUCCAAUCAGCCUCCAUCCUCUCGAGUGGUGGAUGAGAGAGAACAGAUGAUGAUGAGUGGAGGAUACAUACGGAGGGUGACUAACGAUGCCCGUGAGGAUGAGAUGGAGGAGAACCUGGCCCAUGUGGGCAGCAUCAUUGGGAACCUGAAGAGCAUGGCUCUGGACAUGGGCAACGAGAUCGACACGCAGAACGUCCAAGUGGAACGCAUCCAGGGAAAGGCGAUUCUCAACGUGUCCCGCAUCGACGCUGCCAAUCAAAAAGCAAACAACCUGAUGAAACGAUAGAAGAAGAAGAAGAAGCUCUGGUCUGUGAGGGUUAGGGUUAGGAACAGGGUUAGGAACAGGGUUAGGAACAGGGUUAG